AACAAGGAGACGUUCGAUGAAAAGACUAGGCUCGCGAAGGAACGUAGUGACAUGUCACGGCAGAUGACACGCAGCUGGAAGAUGGGCGAUGUUUAUGCGCCGCACGACAUAAGUCAUGUCGAGAUGCUCAAGUGGAGGCAGCCCAAGAGGCCGACCAAGGACAUUCUGGACAUUCUGGGCUUGAAUCCCCUGGAUCACUAUAAGAAUUUCGCAAUGAUGUCUGAGUUUAUGACCGAGAUGGGACGGAUCAAGCACUCGAAAGAGACCGGGCUCCGGCCCGUCAACCAGAGGAAGAUGGCCAAAGCCAUCAGGAGGGCGAUCGGGAUGGGCAUACACCCCAGUACACACAGACAUCCGGAGAUUCUCUUCGGCCAGUCAAGGGCCGGCCCAAGAUAUCAGAACAGCAGGAUGCCCGAGCCCACCCAGAACAAGAUCAAGGUGAAAUAG
This is a messenger RNA of Cryphonectria parasitica EP155, 447 nucleotides long. Its product is annotated as putative 37S ribosomal protein S18. The record is from RefSeq and is a predicted model, not a curated record. The transcript has 2 exons. Gene Ontology annotation, cellular component: mitochondrial small ribosomal subunit; ribosome. Gene Ontology annotation, biological process: mitochondrial translation. Lineage: Eukaryota; Fungi; Ascomycota; Sordariomycetes; Diaporthales; Cryphonectriaceae. Gene Ontology annotation, molecular function: structural constituent of ribosome; small ribosomal subunit rRNA binding. The annotation marks the transcript as partial.